Cephus cinctus (wheat stem sawfly) is the source of this 1083-nucleotide messenger RNA. RefSeq names its product protein hunchback. Lineage: Eukaryota; Metazoa; Arthropoda; Insecta; Hymenoptera; Cephidae. The record is from RefSeq and is a predicted model, not a curated record. The coding region runs from base 90 to 740 and encodes 216 amino acids. The transcript has 4 exons.
CCGGACUGUCGUCUUGAUUUUAGUCCGCGACAAGUCUUUUCUUUAUAUACUACAUCUUAUUGAUUCAUUUCGCGCGUGCUGCUUGCAAGAUGCUGAAACACAUUCUUAUUUGUAUCGUCUUAUGCCAGCUGGUUUUGGCAGAGCCACCGGUACAUGGUAUUAGGCCCUCAAAUGUACUGGGUGGCCCGGAGCAACAUGCAUCAUUCAGUUUCGUUCGACCAGGUCUAACUCAAACGUCGUACGCAUUCAACGGUCCUAGUUCUCAUCAAGCUUUCAGUUCCAGCAUUGGAAAUCCGCAUUUAGCCCAAAGAGUAUUGCCUAAUGUAGCUCACGCUCUUGCUUACCGAAACCCUGGUUUAGGAUACAUCCCUGCUGGUCCUGUCGGUACUACUUAUGCAGCCGCACCAGCAACAGCUCCGGUAGCUGGUUCUUAUCAGGCGCCUUAUGACCAGGCCUCAGCUUUGGCGUAUCUUCAACAAAUUCAGCAGCUCCAACAAUAUCAGCAACAACAACAAAACCCUGCUGCCGCAGCAUAUCAGGCGCAACUUGCUCAACUUUUUGCUUUCAGGCAAAAUCAAGCAGCUGCUAAUCAGAUACCGGAACAAGUUCAACUUCAGCAACAACAACAUGAGCAGCAACAGCAACAACAGCAGCAGAAUUUACUCGGUAUUGCUUAUUCGGCGGCACCUUCUGUCGCUCAUGUAAAAGUUAAUGGAAACGGAUACAAAUUUGAUUUUUAAUCAGAAUGAUUAACGAUUGAAGUUAAAAUUUAAUGAACCGUGUACAUAGAAAGCGAAGAUCCGCCAAGAAAUUAAUGUGACGUUCGAGAUCUUUGAGAGCACCAUUAUAAGAUCAGGUAGUAAUGGACAUUUUUGACUGAUAUCAUUUUUCAUAUCCGAUCUUAUGUUGGUCCAUAAUAAUUAUAUAAUCCACGCUUUGUAUUUAUAUUAGCAGUAUUCUUAACUAUUAGAUUUGACAAUACUGAAUUGAUUACGUCAACGAAGUGUUCAAUAUACUUUGUUACUGUUAUCAAAUUAUAUACAAUGAUAUGAAUAAAACUGUACGAGUUUUCACGUUAAAUAA